Molecule: messenger RNA, 1662 nt
Organism: Centrocercus urophasianus (Greater sage-grouse)
Lineage: Eukaryota; Metazoa; Chordata; Aves; Galliformes; Phasianidae
Gene: HAS3
Product: hyaluronan synthase 3
Exons: 3
Coding region: 16-1662 (548 amino acids)
Biological process (GO): extracellular matrix assembly; hyaluronan biosynthetic process
Molecular function (GO): hyaluronan synthase activity
Source: RefSeq, a predicted model, not a curated record
UCCCAUCCCACCCAGAUGCCAGUGAGCCUCUCCACGGCGCUGCGUGUCGUCGGGACCAGCCUCUUCGCGCUGGCGGUGCUGGGGGGCAUCCUGGCCGCCUAUGUCACCGGGUACCAGUUCAUCCACACGGAGAAGCAUUACCUCUCCUUUGGGCUCUACGGGGCCAUCCUGGGGCUGCACCUCUUCAUCCAGAGCCUUUUUGCUUUCCUGGAGCACCGACGCAUGAGGGCUGAGGGACAGCCGGUGCGGUUGGGCCGCUCCGUGGCCCUCUGCAUCGCCGCCUACCAGGAGGAUCCCGAUUACCUGAAGAAGUGCCUGCACUCUGUCAAGCGCAUCGCCUUCCCCGACCUCAAAGUGGUGAUGGUGGUGGACGGCAACGGCCCGGAUGACACCUACAUGCUGGACAUCUUCCACGAUGUGAUGGGCUCCGAGCGCGUGGGCAGCUACGUCUGGAGGAGUAACUUCCAUGCACGGGGCGAGGGCGAAACAGAGGCUGGGCUGCAGGAAGGACUGGCCCACGUGCAGGCUCUGGUGCGCGGCACCACGUACUCCUGCAUCCUGCAGAAGUGGGGCGGGAAGCGCGAGGUGAUGUACACGGCCUUCCGGGCGCUCGGAGACUCCGUGGACUACAUCCAGGUGUGUGACUCAGACACGGUGCUGGACCCCGCCUGCACCGCCGAGAUGCUCCGCAUCCUGGAGGCCGACCCCCGUGUCGGUGGCGUCGGUGGCGAUGUCCAGAUCCUGAACAAGUACGACUCGUGGAUCUCCUUCCUGAGCAGCGUGCGGUACUGGAUGGCCUUCAAUGUGGAGCGUGCCUGCCAGUCCUACUUCGGCUGCGUGCAGUGCAUCAGCGGCCCACUGGGCAUGUACCGCAACGCGCUGCUGCAGCAGUUCCUGGAGGACUGGUACCACCAGACCUUCCUGGGCACCAAGUGCAGCUUUGGGGACGACCGGCAUCUCACCAACCGCGUGCUCAGCCUGGGCUACCAGACCAAGUACACGGCACGCUCCCGCUGCCUGACGGAGACGCCGACACGCUACCUGCGCUGGCUCAACCAACAGACCCGCUGGAGCAAGUCCUACUUCCGUGAGUGGCUCUACAACGCGCUGUGGUUCCACAAGCACCACCUCUGGAUGACCUACGAGUCGGUGGUGACCGGCUUCUUCCCCUUCUUCCUCAUCGCCACCGUCAUCCAGCUCUUCUACCGCGGGCGCAUCUGGAACAUCCUCCUCUUCCUGCUGACGGUGCAGCUGGUGGGCAUCAUCAAGGCCACCUACGCCUGCUUCCUGCGUGGCAGCGCUGAGAUGAUCUUCGUCUCCCUCUACGCCCUGCUCUACAUGUCCAGCCUGCUGCCCGCCAAGAUGUUUGCCAUCGCCACCAUCAACAAGUCGGGCUGGGGCACGUCGGGCCGCCGCACCAUCGUGGUCAACUUUGUGGGGCUGCUGCCGGUGUCGGUGUGGGCGGCCGUGCUGCUGGGCGGCCUGGCCUACACAGCCUACAGCCAGGACCUGCUCAGCGACACCGAGGUUGCCUUCCUCGUCUCGGGUGCCGUCCUCUACGCCUGCUACUGGGUGGCCCUGCUGACGCUCUACUUGGCCAUGGUGGCGCGGCGCUGCGGGAAGCGGCAGGAGCAGUGCGGGUUGGUCUUUGCUGAGGUGUGA